Messenger RNA from Ananas comosus (pineapple), 1239 nucleotides. RefSeq lists its product as uncharacterized. The transcript has a single exon. Gene Ontology annotation, molecular function: protein binding. The record is from RefSeq and is a predicted model, not a curated record. Lineage: Eukaryota; Viridiplantae; Streptophyta; Magnoliopsida; Poales; Bromeliaceae. The coding region runs from base 1 to 1239 and encodes 412 amino acids.
AUGGCGGACGAUAAAAUCAACUGGUGCAAUCUCCCACCGCGUCUGAUCCCGCACAUCUUCAAGCACUUCACGCGCUUGGACGACUACCUCCGCGCCCGCUUCGCCUGCAAGAAAUGGUCUUCGAACCUCCCCCUCACCCAAUCCGUUCUCCGCCCGCAGCCGCCGUUGCUGAUGCUCCCCUCCCUCCCCGACAACACCGACGCGGCGCGCCCCUUCGUCGACAUCCCCGUCCGCCGCGCCCGCCUCAUCCCCUUCCCGCUCCCGCACCCGGACACCCACUGCUUCUCCACCUCCCACGGCUGGCUCUUCUUUCUCGGCCACUCUCCCACCCUCUCCCUCUUCAACCCCGUCACCCGCCAAACCGUCUACCUCCCCAGCCUCUACACCCUCCCCAACGGCCUUCUCCGAUACCAGCCGAAGAUCAACGCCGAGUACGUCGUCCGAUCCGACUACCCUGCCGACGAAGAAGUCGAGCUCCCGCGCAAGGCCCUCAUCCGCUUCGCGGUCCUCUCCGCCGAUCCAGCUGCUGAUCCCGAAUUUGAAGCGCUCAUCCUCCUCCACCGCGUCCACAAGUUCGUCUUUCGAUUCCGGAAAUGCCUCGGCGAGGCCGCCAAGAGCAACCAUUCGUGGACUCCGGUGGCGAUCAAUGUCCCCGACCCGCCUUUCUUGGUCCGAGACAUCAUCUACGCCCGAGGAUUUCGUUGCGUCUUCGCCAUCGGCACUGGGAACAAGUCCCUCCUGGUCCUCUCUUUCCCCGACGGCAGCUCCAACGCCGACGCUAUCGUGACUGAAAUGCCCGAUCUGCCGGACUCCACGGACUCGUACCUGGCGCUGACGCCCAAGGCCGGCGGCUGGAUGCUCGUCACGCGGCACGAGCGCUUGGAUGCGAUAGGCACGGGGAUCCGGCACUUCCGCGUGUUCCUCAUCGAAGACGGAGGUCAGGAGGCUUUAGUGACGGUGAAGGAGGCCGUCAACAUGGCCGAAUACGCCGUGUUCGUCGGGCCCGGCAGCUCCGUGUGCGUAGACACCGCGUUUUUCCCCGAGUACAAGGCGAACCGCGUGUACUUCAUCCACGACUACUACAAGACAGCGGCAGGGUGGUGUCUGGUCGGCGAGACUGUCGGCCGGUACGACCUGCAGCUGCCGAUCAGCUUGCUGUUCCGGUCGUUGGGCCCGGCGAUGUGGUUCACUCCGAGCUUGAGAGCGCUGGAUUCUUCAGAGUAUUGGAAAACGCACUAG